Messenger RNA from Phragmites australis (common reed), 2753 nucleotides. RefSeq names its product probable DNA helicase MCM8. Gene Ontology annotation, cellular component: MCM complex; nucleus. The record is from RefSeq and is a predicted model, not a curated record. NCBI's taxonomy places the organism in Eukaryota, Viridiplantae, Streptophyta, Magnoliopsida, Poales, Poaceae. The coding region runs from base 151 to 2517 and encodes 788 amino acids. Gene Ontology annotation, molecular function: ATP hydrolysis activity; ATP binding; single-stranded DNA binding. The transcript has 18 exons.
ACCCCUCCUGAGUCCUGUCUCCGCCGCUUCCCCACGGCCACCGCGGCACCGCGCGAAACCUUUUUGUUCGGCGGCUGGGCCCGCCUCUCAGGCCUCGCCUCCCGCCGCGACGACUAGCCGGAGACGAGAGGCUCCGAGGACCCCGGCGACAUGUACGCCGGCGCAAUGAAGGGCCACCGUUCCGGCGGCCGCAGCAUGGACGCCGCCACCGUCGCGGGGCUCGCGACUGUCUGGAAGAAAUACUUCCCCGAGGAGGCCGAGUUCUCGGUGUCGGACCCCAAGGCUCAUCUCGCUGCCGACCUGGUUGAGUCCUUCUCCACGGUGGCGAACCACCUCUUCUCACCUGUUGAAGAUGAUAGUAGCGACAUCUUUGUCCUUCCAGUUGAUUUCCAGCAACUUAAGAAGUCGUGCGAGUUUACCAAAACCAAACUCCAGGAAUCUCCAAAAGAAGCCUUGCUUUGCAUGGGAGCUGCAGCUCAUCUGGUCAUGUGCUCAAGAAAGGUCAUCCAGUUGGAUCACAUAAAAAAGAUCAACAUCAGGCUUUACAACUACACUGAGAAGAUAAAUUCUGUAAAGGAAUUAAAAGCAGCCUAUAUUAAGAAAAUCGUCACAGUGCGUGGUACUGUUAUAAAAGUAAGCACUGUGAAACCUCUUGUUCAGCAGCUGAAUUUCCGAUGCAUGAAGUGUGCCACAGAAAUCACCCGCGUGUUCUGUGAUGGGAAAUUUUCACCUCCAAUGUCCUGUGAUACUCAGGGAUGCAAGAGCAGAACCUUCACCCCGAAUAGAUCUACUGCAGAGUUGAUAGAUUUCCAGAAAAUAAGGAUACAGGAGCUUGCUAGUUCUGACAAUCAUGAAGAAGGCCGAGUGCCACGAACUGUAGAGUGUGAGCUUACAGAAGAUCUUGUUGAUUGUUGCAUUCCUGGAGAGAUCGUAACAGUAACUGGAAUUGUGAAAGUACUGAACAACUAUAUGGAUGUUGGAGGAGGGAAGUCCAAAAAUAAGAACCAGGGUUUAUACUACCUGUACUUGGAAGCAAUUUCAGUGAGAAACUUGAAGUCCCAUGCUAUUUCAGAUGAAGAAAUUCGGGCUAGUGGAAAUUUUGAUUUUCAGACUUUUACUGAAAGGGAUCUUGAUUUCAUUGUCAAAUAUAAACAAGAAUGUGGUUCUGAUGUAUUUCGUCAGAUACUUCAGUCCUUUUGUCCCUCCAUCUACGGGCAUGAACUUGUAAAAGCUGGUAUCACACUUGCCCUUUUCGGUGGUGUGCAGAAGAACUCAAUGGAUCAAAACAAGGUCCCUGUUAGAGGAGACAUUCAUGUUGUUGUAGUUGGUGAUCCGGGACUAGGAAAGAGCCAACUCCUCCAAGCUGCAGCAGCUGUUUCACCACGAGGAAUAUAUGUAUGUGGGAAUACAACAACAAAGGCUGGUCUAACUGUUGCUGUGGUUAAAGAUUCUAUGACAAACGAUUAUGCAUUCGAAGCUGGUGCCAUGGUCCUUGCUGAUCGUGGAUUAUGCUGUAUUGAUGAGUUUGAUAAAAUGUUGGCAGAACAUCAGGCUUUACUAGAAGCCAUGGAGCAGCAAUGUGUGUCUGUUGCAAAGGCUGGCCUUGUAGCAAGUUUAUCCACUCGUACCUCUGUGUUGGCAGCUGCAAACCCUGUCGGUGGUCAUUAUGACCGAGCAAAAACAGUGAACGAGAAUCUAAAGAUGAGUGCUUCCCUACUCUCUCGGUUUGACUUGGUUUUCAUUCUACUUGACAAGCCAGAUGAGUUGCUAGAUAAAAGAGUGUCAGACCAUAUAAUUUCUCUCCAUACCAAUGAUGGAGAUCAUUUUAAAUCCAACAAGAGGAUAAAAACAGUGUCGCAAUCUGAUGGUGAUCCGGGGUUAGGAGUUGGUGGAAAUUCAUUACUUUCAAGGCUGAGAUUACAACCGGAGAAAGAUAAGGAUUUUGCUCCAUUAGCUGGACAACUUCUUCGCAAAUACAUAUCUUAUGCAAGAGAACAUGUUUUCCCCAGAAUGUCAGAGGCAGCAGCUGAGAUUUUGCGAAAUUUUUAUUUGCGGCUGAGAGACCGCAGUACUUCUGCUGACGCUACACCCAUCACAGCCAGGCAGUUGGAAAGCCUUGUCAGAUUAGCUGAAGCUCGCGCUCGCGUGGAUCUAAGAGAAGAAGUGACCGCAGAUGAUGCUCAGGAUGUUGUAGCCAUCAUGACUGAAUCUUUGUAUGACAAAUAUGUUGAUGAACAUGGUAUCGUGGACUUUGCUCGGAGCGGUGGGAUGAGCCAACCUAAGGAGGCAAAGAGAUUUUUGAGUGCGCUAAACAAGCAAUCCGAGACGCAGCGAAAAGAUUGCUUUUCGAGGACUGAGAUUUACAACUUAGCUGAUGAGAUCAGCUUGCGAGUUCCAGAUUUAGAUGCUGUUGUGGAAAGUUUGAACAAUGCUGGUUUCCUUCUGAUAAAAGGACCAGGAAUGUAUCAGCUGGUGAACGCGUCAUAUUCACAGUGCCAGCCAACAAGGUCAAGAUGAUGUAUGGUACAGAGGCUAUGCAUAUCCUGAUGGUUGCACUGUAUGUGCCGAGAUGUACAGGUGACUGAGAGGAUGAUCGCUAACUUUGAUCCUUUGAUGUAUGUGAUGGUUUCACUACAAUGUUUUUCCUAGCGCUGUACCUGCUAUCGCCAAUACAACCCUGUAUAAAUUUUCAAGUUUGCUAGCCAAAUAUCCGGAUACUAUAUUUUGCCCCAUAAAACAUCCAGCACACAGUA